Molecule: messenger RNA, 2826 nt
Organism: Dendronephthya gigantea
Lineage: Eukaryota; Metazoa; Cnidaria; Anthozoa; Malacalcyonacea; Nephtheidae
Exons: 5
Coding region: 187-1827 (546 amino acids)
Molecular function (GO): protein binding
Source: RefSeq, a predicted model, not a curated record
GUGUCGGCGUAGACAAACACGUCACGGGUUGUCCUGACUUCUCGGGGUUUCGUUAACUAUGGCAAAUAAGGAAGUCCAUGGCACAUAAGUUGCUCGCAAGACAACUUUGAAGCUUCUGAAAAGCAAACAAACUUGGAAAUUGCUUUUUUUCGAAGCUGGGAUUCAAGCGGUAAUCUAGGAAGUCAAAUGGCGCUUACUUGGAGCGACGCCGAGGUUCCGUUGACAUUAUUCUUGGAACGGUUCAAUCUGCCACAAAUUGUACAGAUUAGCGAAGGAGCGUAUGGAGCCACUGACGAAACAACACUGGGUCGAGGGCAGGAGCUCAAUCUUCACGCUCUAAAAGACACGCAAUAUUAUCUGGGAAUCACCGAUAUAGGGGAAGAGAUAUACAUCCCCUUAAACUCGCCCCACAAAGUCCAGGUUUUCGUGGAAAAGUGUUUGGAUGAUUGCAAUACUCCUAUGAGGGCAUGUUCAGUAUUUCCGAGUAAAUACGCAUACGUUCGCUUACCAAACGGCAAUGGAACAAAGGGAGACGAGGAGGGGGAAAAAUUGAAAGCAUUGUAUUUCGACAAGGAUAAGAUGAAGUUAAUCUGCCUGGACAGUCGCGGUUGUGAAGUCACUUUGGGUUUGGAUCAGUUGAGCGAACUCAUUGUUACAGAAAAGCACAAGGAUACUGUUUUCAUUGCUGAAGCACAUGACAAAUUUUCACUUCCUUUUACUGUGCAGUUUAUAAAGCAAAGCAGCUCGUCUGGGUACCUUCCAAGAGGUUUGAUACGGGUGAGGAAGAUUGUCUUAAAACAAACCGUCAUCGCAACGUCUCGUGACGUGGAAAGCCAGUCGAUAUUAACGUUUCCCAGCACGCUUGACGUGACUGUAUUCGCCCCGCUUGAGGCGACUGGCAGCCAUUCACAAUAUCGUAGUUUAUGUGAGGAUAUUAACAGCAAGAUGAAUCUGACAAAGGUGAAAGAAAACAUCGCGAAAAAUGAAGGGAUAUACGAUGACGUUGAAGCCGCCGUCACGGCUAUCCCAUAUGCAGAGUCAUUUUUCGGCAAACAACCCGCGGUCGAAGCUAGCCCCACCGAGGAGGAGGAUGAAGAUUAUCCCUUGGACGAUGGAGGAUAUAUUGAUAUGGAGUCCCUAUUCCAAAAGAAGGACGAAAAUGAUGAGGGGUACGAAAAACCAGCUGAAGGAACGUGUAAGCUAGAAAGCCCUGUUGGCGGGAAAAAAAGUAGCACGGUUCCCAGAAACCCGAAGACUCCUUUUAAUGCAAAGUUUUCUACGUUGCCCGUUACAUCACGUUCUCCUGGUUUGCCAAAAAAAGAUGCCGCUGACAGCACAAGCCCCAUAACGUCGCCCAAAGGUACUGGGAAAGGCAAAGUAAUCGGUUUCAUUCAAACACUAUCCAGGAAAUUAAGCGGUAGCUCAGGGCUGUCAUACUCUACAACACCUCCGGCAGACACCGAAAAACGUCAGGAAGAGGAUGAUUACAGUGACGAUAGCGAUGGUGAGGUUUAUGAAGCGCCACCAGUCCCUGUUCCCCCCAUUUCCCCUAUCGAUUACAACGACCGUUUUAAACAAACGCGCCAAAGGAUUAUCCAAUCUAGCCGCAAGACAGAGGAUUUGACUGUCCAUGAGGUCAAGACGUUACUGGAUGACCUAAACUUGGGACAGUAUAGCGAAGUUUUUGAGAAGGAACAAGUGGAUGGUAAAAUCUUAAAAGAGUUGGACAAGGAAAUCCUUCAGUCCCAUUUUAAGAUGACACCGUUUCAUGCUCACAAAUUGAUCAAAGCUAUCAGCGAAAACUGGCGACCCACGAUCACAGAUUGAAGGGGAACUACAAGAUUGCCGUUUAGGUUGGGACUUGUCAAGACAAUGAUGACAACACAAUAGGGACCUUAAGCAUGUAGGACGGCAACACGACCUUAAGCAUGUAGGACGGCAACACGACGACGACGUGGUUGGAAUACUCCUUUGAAUUAAUGUUAUGGCAAAGCGUUGUUCUAUAUUAUCAACUGUACCAAAUUAAUGAGAUAUAAGACGUUGAAAACAUCCUGUUUACGUUUAGGGACAAUUCUAUUGAGUCUAAUUCAGGGUAGCGCUCACUGAGUCCCGAAAUGCAGACGUUUUACAUAGGACGUAAUAAACGACGUUUUGCCGUUCUAAACCGAACUCAGAUCACGUCUAAAAUUCCCAUAGGUAUUUAAUAAUUCAUUUCUUCUCAAUUAAGCAUUGUAUUUAUAGCUGCCGUCGUCGUGUUCCCGUCCUAUAUGCUUAAGGUCCCUAACAGCAGAAGUAGAACGACAACAACACAAUAUUAACAACAGCAACACAACAACAACAAUAGCAACAACAACAACAACAACAACACAGCAACAACACACAACAUCACAACAAACACAAAAGCAACAUUCUAAACUUUGUGUCCGUGUUGCACAUUUCAUCUGUAUGUAAAUAUAAUUUCAUGAUCAAUAAUUCACAAGAAUAAUCACGAUACAUUUAGAGAAAUUUAGGCGCAAGCAUAUUAAGAUCUUUAGUCUCUCUUUAUAUCUAAUGGACGAUAAUUAUUAUUGUAGAUACGUCCAUUGUUUGUGUAUUUUCGUCCAAUGUAUACCAUUAAUCACAUUAAUCCGCUUGGUUCUUUAAAGAUUUCUCUAACUACAAUGUGCCUAAAUAUUCUUCGUUGGCGUAUAACGUCAUUAGGCACCGUCCUGGUUGAUUCCACAGUCGCUUCUGAUGAAUGUACCUGUUUUAAAAAUCAACCAAGCUGACGGUAAUUGUAAAAUUAUUGUACGUGCGCUUGUGCUAAUUUAAUGUAAAAAAAAUCGA